This is a messenger RNA of Rhizopus microsporus ATCC 52813, 5061 nucleotides long. Its product is annotated as DNA-directed RNA polymerase I subunit RPA1. The record is from RefSeq and is a predicted model, not a curated record. Lineage: Eukaryota; Fungi; Mucoromycota; Mucoromycetes; Mucorales; Rhizopodaceae. Gene Ontology annotation, cellular component: RNA polymerase I complex. The transcript has 5 exons. The coding region runs from base 52 to 4998 and encodes 1648 amino acids. Gene Ontology annotation, biological process: DNA-templated transcription. Gene Ontology annotation, molecular function: DNA-directed RNA polymerase activity; DNA binding.
AACCUUCAACAGCUUAGUCCUCUUUCAGCACCAACCACCAAGAGACCCAUUAUGAAUAUAUCAGUUCCUAUUGGCACUGAGGUGGACUAUGUAUCCUUCUCUUUCUAUGAACCCAGCGAGAUUAGAAAGAUAUCUGUCAAACAGAUCUUCAAUCCCAUACUAUUUGACGCCUUAGGUCAUCCAACAAAAGGCGGUUUAUAUGACCCUGCACUUGGUCCCUUUCAAAAGACUCAAAUCUGUGCCACCUGUUCACAAGAUCAUUUCAACUGUCCUGGCCAUUUCGGUCAUAUUGAAAUUCCUAUUCCAGCAUAUAACCCCAUGUUCUUUGACAAUCUCUACGCUAUUCUCAGAGCCAAAUGUGUCUAUUGUCAUCAAUUCCGUAUUUCUCGUGCUUUGAUGAAAAAAUACAGUGCACAAUUGACUUUAUUACAGCAUGGUUUAGUGAACGAAGCACAGUCAUUGAACGAGCUUGUCCUUGAUUUCAAAAAGACAGAAGCUAAAGACGAUGAGACGUUGGAAGAUAGAAUGGAAGAACAAGCACUUUCGCUAUCCACAGUCGAAGAUUAUAUCGAACACAUCGACACCUUCAUGAAAAAUGCUUUGGCAGAUGAGGAAAGCCGUAAAUUCGCCGCAAAAGAUUAUAAAGUGACAGUCAUUAACGAAGUUCGAAAGUCAGUCAUGAGAGACUUCAUGAAACAAUGUAUUCAUAGCAAAAAGUGCGCCAACUGUUGCGGUAUUUCUCCUCCCAUUCGUCGUGAUGGAGCUGCGAAACUUUUCCAACUUGCUCUCAACAAGAAAGAUCAAGCUGCCAUGGACCGUCUGAAGAACCAAACUGGCAGUUUCGAGGAGAUAAAGGGAUUUACCAAUGGUCAACGAUUUUUAACCCCUUAUGAAGUCCGUAAGCAUGUACAAGCCUUGUUUGAAAAAGAAGGAGAUAUCACAACAUUGCUCUUUGGUGCUCGUGAUCCUCGCGUUCCCUCAUUUAUCAAAAAGGCCACCUAUCACAUGUUCUUUAUCGAAGUGUUGGCAGUGGCGCCUACUCGUUUUAGACCUCCCUCUGUCAUGGGCGAUAAAACAUUUGAAUCACCUCAAAAUGAACUUUUAUCCAGCAUUCUAAAAGGAUCUCAUCUUGUCCGUGACCUUUCUGAAGAAUUGCAAGCCAUUUCAGAUCAAGAGCCAGUCGAUAAGAAGAUGUUGGAGACAACACGUAAUAGAUUUGUGGAUUCUAUUAUCGGUCUUCAACAUGCCGUGAAUUCAUUUAUUGACUCUACUAAAAACCCAACCCAAGUCGCCCAAGGAAAGAACUUGCCUCCUGGUAUUCGUCAAGCUUUGGAAAAGAAGGAAGGUUUAUUCAGAAAACAUAUGAUGGGUAAGCGUGUCAAUUAUGCUGCUCGUUCAGUCAUCUCUCCCGAUCCUUUCAUUGAAACAUCCGAGAUUGGUAUUCCUCCUGUCUUUGCUACCAAGCUUACUUAUCCAGAACCAGUCACCCCUCACAACAUCAAGGAGAUGAGACAGGCUGUCAUUAACGGUCCCAACAAAUGGCCUGGUGCUACACACGUUCAGAACGAAGAUCAAUCCAUUGAUGUCCUUGGUGAUCUCAGUAUAGAAUCUCGUAUUGCUCUUGCCAAUUCACUCUUGGCCCCUCAAAGUUCUCAUACAGCUCAGAGCGGAAACAAUCCUUACCCUACACGUACUCAAACGAUCAACAAGAAGGUCUUCCGCCACUUGCGUAAUGGUGAUAUGCUCCUUUUGAAUCGUCAACCCACACUUCACAAACCAUCCAUCAUGGCACACAAGGCGCGUAUUUUACCUGGAGAAAAGACGAUUCGUAUGCACUACGCCAAUUGUAACACUUAUAAUGCCGAUUUUGACGGUGAUGAAAUGAACAUUCACUUUCCUCAAAAUGAAAUUGCUCGUGCUGAAGCUUCCUUUAUUGCCAAUACCGACAACCAAUACUUGGUCCCUACAAGCGGUAACCCUCUUCGUGGUCUGAUCCAAGAUAACGUUGACUCUGGUGUAUGGAUGAGUUCUCGUGAUACAUUCUUCACCAAGGAAGAGUACCAGCAACUCCUUUAUGGUUCUCUUCGUCCUGAAACCGACGGUACCGGUGGCGGCAAGAUCAGAAUGUUACCUCCUGCCAUCAUGAAGCCUCAACCUCUGUGGACUGGUAAGCAAGUCAUCUCGACUAUUCUCAAGAACUUGACUUGGGGUAAGGCACAAUUGAACAUGACUUCCAAGUCAAAGGUGCCUGCCAAGUUCUGGGGCCCCAAUGCCAAGGAAGAGGAUAAGGUAUUGGUUAUGGAUGGUGAAUUGAUUCAUGGUGUCAUGGACAAAUCACAAUUUGGUGCAUCUGCUUUUGGUCUCGUUCAUUCUGUUUAUGAAAUCUAUAGUCCUGAAGCCGCUGGUAUGCUUCUCAGUAUUUUGAGUCGUUUGUUCAUCAAGUUCCUUCAAUCACACGGUUUCACCUGUCGUAUGGACGAUUUGGUUCUCACCAAGGAAGGUGAUCAAUGGCGUAGAGACUUACUUGACCAAGGCGUCGGUUUGGGUGAUGAAGCUCACUUGGAAUUCCUUGGCUUAGCAGAUACAGCAAAGACAGCUAGUCCUGAAGUGCUUUCAAAAGAAUUCAAGCUUCGUAUGAACGAAGUCAUUCGUGAUGACAACAAACUGGCUGGUCUUGAUAACGCCAUGAAGGCUAAAGUAAACAAGUUGACUUCCUCCAUCACUCAGAAAUGUCUUCCCGAUGGUCUCAUCCGUCCUUUUCCCAAGAACGAUAUGCAAAUGAUGACUGUGUCUGGUGCCAAGGGUUCUAAUGUCAAUGCUACUCAAAUCUCUUGUUUACUUGGUCAGCAAGAACUUGAAGGUCGUCGUGUACCUCUUAUGGUCUCAGGUCGCUCUCUUCCCUCCUUCAGACCUUUUGAUACCAGUGCCCGUGCUGGUGGUUUCGUCACCGGUCGUUUCUUGACCGGUAUUCGUCCUCAAGAAUACUAUUUCCAUUGUAUGGCUGGUCGUGAAGGUUUGAUUGAUACUGCUGUCAAGACAUCUCGUUCUGGUUACUUGCAACGUUGUUUGAUCAAGCAUCUCGAAGGCUUACGCGUUCAUUACGAUCACACCGUACGUGAUUCUGAUGGCUCUGUCUUACAGUUCCAUUAUGGUGAAGACUCUUUAGACGUUAUCAAGGCUAAGCAUAUCAAUCAAUUCGGUUUCUCUGCUCACAAUUUCGAAGCUCUUUCUCAGAAAUAUCAUCCUAAGGCUGCCUUAGCCUCACUUGAAAUCAAGCAAGGUGAAGAAUACGCCAAGAAGGCUUUGAAGAAGCCAGGCAAGUACGAUCCUGCUCUUUCUGUGUAUAACCCAGGUACCCAUCUUGGUGUUGUCUCUGAACGAUUCGCUCUUGCAAUGAAGAACUAUAUCCAAAAGAACCCAGAUGGUAUGCCUUUCGAAAAGGAUUCUCAACUCUCAAAGAACACAGCUCGUUAUGCUGGCUUAACAAAGAACAAGUUUAAGGCCUUGAUGAAUCUCAAAUACCUUCACAGUUUAGUCGAGCCCGGUGAAGCAGUUGGUCUAUUAGCCGCACAAUCUGUAGGUGAACCAUCUACACAAAUGACAUUAAAUACUUUCCAUUUUGCUGGUUAUGGUGCUGCCAACGUCACCUUGGGUAUCCCUCGUCUUCGUGAAAUCAUCAUGACCGCUGCUCGCAAGAUUAAGACACCUACCAUGUUACUGCCUCUCUUACCAGAAACAUCUGUAAAGAAGGCUACUCAAUUUUGCAAGUCUGCGUCUAGACUCACAUUGGCUCAACUGGUGGAUAAUGUCGUUGUCAGAGAAAAGACAAGCGCCAAGACGGCAGACAAUAACUACAAAAGAUCCAAAACAUACUCUAUUCGUGUUAAUCUUUUUGAAGAGAAGGAAUAUAACGAAGAAUAUCGUGUUUCUGCUAAGCGUGUUAAAGAAGUACUGGCUACUGCUUUCCUGAAAGAUUUGGAAGAGUUGAUUCGUAAAGAUAUUAAAGAUACCAAAAAGAUUGAAGAUAUUAGCAAAGCUCACAAGAUGGACGCUCCUGGAGAUGACGAUGCUAAUGAAGAUCUUGGUGAUGCUGCAGCUAAGGAUGGAUAUGCCUCUGACGACGCAGAGGAUAUGGAUGCCAAGACAGCUCGUAAGUCAGCACAGAACAAGCCACAGGCAAGUUAUGACGAGCCCGAUGAAGAUGAUAUUGUUCCCGAAGACAAUGAAAAGAGCUUGGAAGAUGAGGAAGAAGAGUUUGAACAGGCUAUUCUUGCUGGUGCUGAUGAUGAGGAAGAAGCUCCUAAGCGAUCCUCUUCUAAAGGAGGUAAACUUGAAGAACAAGCUGUUCAAAAGAGUAAAUACUGCACACGAUUCAAGUUUGAUGAUAACAAUGGUGCAUUCUGUGAAAUUGAUAUGGAAUUCCCUGCUGAUACUAAGAAGAUCUUGAUGAUCUCUUUGAUUGAAAAAUCUUGCGCAAGAGUGGUUGUCCAUGAAGUCAAGGGUAUUUCCAAAUGUUUUGAAUACAUUAACCCCACUGAAAACGAUACUUCUAAACGUCUUCAAACUGAAGGUGUCAAUCUCAGAGGCAUGUGGGCAUUCUCUGAUAUUAUUGAUGUUAACUAUAUUGAUACCAAUGAUAUUGCUGCCAUCUUGAAUACAUAUGGUGUUGAGGCAGCUAGAAAUGCUAUUAUUAAGGAAGUGGCUAGUGUCUUUGCUGUCUAUGGUAUUGUGGUGGAUCGUCGUCACUUGACGUUGAUUGCAGACUAUAUGACAUUUGAAGGUGGAUAUAAACCAUUCUCUCGUAUCGGUAUUGGAUCCAAUGUAGCACCUUUCCUCAAGAUGAGUUUUGAAUCGACAUGUAAAUUCUUGACAGAAGCAACACUACAUGGUGACUUUGAUACACUUGACUCUCCCUCUUCGAGAAUCGUUGUUGGCCGAGUGGUAGAAGGAGGCACGGGUUCAUUUGAUGUCUUGCAACCUCUCACUUCUACGGCCUGAACAUAGACUUUUUUUUCGCAUUUUUAUAUAUAAAUAAAUUAUUCAUUUUUUAAUAGCAUCAAC